This is a messenger RNA of Spirometra erinaceieuropaei, 360 nucleotides long. Lineage: Eukaryota; Metazoa; Platyhelminthes; Cestoda; Diphyllobothriidea; Diphyllobothriidae. The record is from the annotation of a GenBank genome assembly.
AUGCUGCCGAUGCUCCGCCGCCAUCGAGCUCUGCCGUCAUCCGCUCUGUCCAAUCCCUGCGUUACUUACCGCGACCAGCUCCGCCAACAUCACGACAUCUCGCACUCCCCCACCGGUGGGGCAACAUCUGACGUCCCACCAUCUGCUACUAUCACCACCAGCAUCCCCACCUCCAGCGAUGUGAACUCGAUCCCAACCUGUCGUCAUUGCGAUCGCACAUUGACCUCACACAUUGGCCUGGUCGGUCGCUUGCGAGUCCAUAGCACAGAGACUGGCGAACUGGUGCCUGGAGCACCAACAUACACCAGACACAUUGACUCAACUGACCGCAUGGCCCGCGAGCAUUCGGCCACCGCAUGA